GCCCCUUUGGAAAUGAAGUUUAAUGACCGUUCGCUCAUGACCAAGUCAAUCAGAUGCGGGACUAUUUACGAAUAGGACAAAAUCAGUGGAAACGAUUCAGAAACAAAUAUCGAUAUACACUGCACCCUGCAGUUCAUAGGCGAUGGGAUGGGGGAACAGUUAGCAAUGAUAAAGGUUCUUAUCAAUAAGCAAACCCCUACAAUUACCCUCCGCAGCAGGUAAACACUAUAUACGAGUAUCUCCCGAUCGCUUCCCCUAAUCAUUUCCUUCCUUACGGCGAGGACAUGCUCCAUGCGUACGCUGCUCACGCGCAGGACACGCACGGAAGGAACCGUGAGAACCGAACCCGAAACCGAAACCGAAAUCGAAACGAAGUAACAGUCCCUAGAAGAGGGUAACAAUAGAGCAGGUUCCGCUGGCACCCACCCCAAGGUACCCCGGUAUUUCAAAUUGAAUUAUAAAAGGUUGAGUUGAGUUGAGUUGAGGGGCAUCUCGAGCAUCAAUAGACCAGAGAAUGAAAGCAAUCAGGUGUAAAUCAAAGAAACAGGCCCAGGCAUGCAGUCACGUCAUGCAGGUUCGAAAAGGCUAUUUGGUGCUCCUCUUGGUUUUGGUAGCCAAAGAAACCAAAGUUUCGAGCAAAAAGGUCUCCAGUCUGGAGCCCAGAAGCUUGAACCAAUCACAGAAAUUUGAGUACUGCGUCAAGAUUCUUAUGUUGUGCCACCUCAUCUGGGAUUCGCCGCCCGACUACGAGGAUUUUGACAACGUGAACGUGGAUUCAAUGAAGUAUGCUCACGAUAACAGUCACUUCAAGGAUGAUUACAAGAAGGCCAAAUGCAUACCUCCGGGCCUCAGUAAAAAAGAUCUAUUAGAGUUCUGGGUAGCUGUGGCCGAGUGGGAGAUGGAGGUGAGGAACCUUUUCCUGGUCGAGAAAUUCCUGCCCAUCAUCAAGGAGUCCGACAACGCCAUUACGAUCAAUCUGUGGGGGUUGCUCCACCUCCGAAAGUCAGUAAUGUGCUAUCGAAAAUUGGACCCCAAAGCGACACCGACACCGACUCCAACACCAACAAGACAACCCACGACACAACUGACGACGACAUCCAAUGAAAUUUCAUCAACAUUGGCUUACCCUUCGACUUCCAGCUGCAAUGGGAAUACCGAAAUCGGAAUAUGGAUUAAUCAGCAGAUCAAUGGAAGUCUAGCUCUGGAUAAACUAAUCAAGAAAAUGUUGAUAAUUGUGGGUAAGAUCGAGCGUCACAUACAUAGAAAAUGCUGUCCCUACGAGCCCAUCCGCGAUCGGGUGGAAGUAGUCCACGAUGGCAUCGAUUUCUUGCUGCAAUUAAACGGUAUAGAGCCCUACAAGAGAGCGCAGUCCACGGGGUAUAUCGGCUCCGACUUUGAUAAUCUAAAGACGAGAUUGGAGUACCUGAGCCUUGCGCUAGCCAAGGGAGCAGCAAAGGUUAAUCGUUCCGUAGGAAAGUGCUGCCCCGCCUGGUCUGACCAAUAUAAUACUUUCCAAGUUGAGAUGGAAGAAAAUUUGGAAAAGCUUGAAGCAAAUAGCUCCGAUCUGACGGCACAAUUGACAAACUUGAUCGACAAGCAAGAGGCCUUGGAGAUGGAUAGGUCAGAUCAAGUGAAGCUUUUGCAAAGUCUAGACGCUUUGCAUGGCAGUCCAGCUUCUGAGAGCACAAAAAGGUGUUGUCCGAAUCAGAAAAAAGAUAUGGAAAAUAUAGCAAAGAUAUUGAAAGACUUGAAAUUAAGUGACGGCCUGCCAGAGUCAAUCGAGACAGCUGACUCUCUUCAGGAUAGACUGACUAAAGCGAACGCAAAUCUAAUAAGUGCGAAAGGCUUGCUGAACGAUGAGGAGGCAAAUAUCCGAAAAAUGGCUUCUUUGUGCGGAGAGUUUUGUCCAAGUCAGAAGAAAGGAAAUAUCGACGAUCAAUCGGCAAAAGUAAGCCAACUAGAAAAACAAAUGAAGGAAAUUAAUGAUAAAGCUCCAGAGAUAAUGGAACUUUUAAAGUCACCAAAUUGGCCAGAACAUCUGAAAGCUAUAGAAACGGUAAAGCAAAAAGUCAAAGAUUUUAUGACCAAGCAGAGACAGGAUGAUGUGAACCAGCAAUUGGCCAUGGUUCCUGAAGAGCCAUCGGAGUCAUUAAAAAAUAUGACCCACAGCUUGGAAGCGCUGGAGGCAAAGCUGAGUGAACUCCGUCCCAAGAACCAGACCUACGAACAGCUCCUGUUAGACAGCAUCGGAGGACUGGAGCAACGUCUGCGAGACCGUCUGAGUGGCCUAAACGCAAUGAUCACUAAGACCGAAGCGGAUGCAGAUAAAUGUAACUCUAAAUGCGACUGGGGGAAUCUGCCGACCAUGGAGGAACUCCAGGAAAGGGUCAAGGAAAUGCAGGCAUUGGUUGUUACAAAGUAGCAUCGUUCGGAAAGACGUAGAUAAGAAAGCCAUACCAAAAAACUGUUUGUCUGUUGUCCUACUUUGAAAUAAAUCUAUCUUUGCUAAAUCCAA
Molecule: messenger RNA, 2515 nt
Organism: Drosophila pseudoobscura
Lineage: Eukaryota; Metazoa; Arthropoda; Insecta; Diptera; Drosophilidae
Exons: 2
Coding region: 515-2422 (635 amino acids)
Source: RefSeq, a predicted model, not a curated record